AUGGGAACUGAACUGAAUUUUCGAAAACUGAUUGAUCUCGCCAUCGGUUCACCGGAAUCUGGCCAUGUAAAUUUUGACGCGCUUCACCUUUUACUUUUUUCCUUCGCCGAAAAGCUAAAUAUCAUCGAUGACCCUGUGGAUAAUACAAAGUAUGAAAAUGUCUCUUUUGUUAUGAGCAGUGGAAAGUUCGGAAGUGAAUCAUAUGACCAUUAUCAAGGUGCUGCCGUUGCGCUUGGCAAAGGUGCUUUCCUCAAGCAUACCAAACAUACAUUGAAACGACCCGGAAAAUAUGGUGUGAAGAACGUCAAACGCUCAGGCAAGCGACAGACCGGUGGCGCUGAUCCCGAAGAACCGGUCGCUGCCGAGGAAAUUGAAAUUGAAGAAGUAACAGAAGCUCAAUCCAAUAACGAUGCGCCUGCAAUUGAAGAGCAACCCCCUGCCGCUGAAGAACAAUACCCUGAGAUUGAAGGCCUCACGCCUGUUAACGAGGAACUAAUCGAAAUGCAACAAUCUAAUAAGGCAGCCGAUUUAGAACCUCAAGCUUCUGAAUACAAAGUAGAAGAAGCUAUCGAACAGGUGCUUGAGCUUAAAACAUCCGGCGAAGAUUUGGAACUUGCUCCCCAGGGUGUGCAACAGCACAUACCAGACGGCAUGUAUCGCGGCAUAGCAAUUAUGAAAGAUCAGCUUGAAUUGACCAUGGAACAGGUGCGCCUGUUGGUGCUGAUUACUUUGAAUAAAAAAUCGACAGCCAUGCAGUUGGACAAACUGCGCUCGCUCAUGACAAUGAUGGUCGCCAUUCAAAAACAAAAUAUAUACAUUGAACAAGCGUUUGGUUUUCGUCUAUCUGACAUCUAUUAUGAUCCCGAGUUGGAACGGGAAGAUGUCGAAGAGGAGGUAGAAGAAGAGAGCGAUGUGCAAAGCGAUCCAUCUUAUAAACCACCUUUGACAUCGCAUACAAUGGAACAACCGCAACCGCCACCACCACGGCCUGAAGAGUACGAUUUAGACGCACACCUAUGCUACUCGCCCGAUAAGCUGCUAGACCAGUUGCUGGAUCUCAAAUCGGAAUUCUGUUUGCUAACAAAUAAAGUGAAUGAAAUUUCUGCCACAAUGCUGCAGCAGGAUUGCCAGCGUACCACAAUGCUCAUUACAGAGCUGCAGGAGCACAUGACAGAUUUGAAAUUCUAUGUCAGCAGCGUAAAAGAGGCAAUAGAUCGAUUGGAAUCAAAGAAUAUGAGCAACAGUGAUACAAUUGAAGAGCUGACCAAAUCUUUAGAGGAUGUCAUGAACGAGAAGAUCGACAAAAGUGAAAUCGAAAUUCUGCUGGCUGACAAAGUUGACUACAAUCAAUUGCAACGCAAGGCCUCACAAGAACAAAUGCAAGAGCUCCAAUGUCGUUUGGAGAAGAAAUUCACCGAAGUCCAUAAGCAGCUUAAAACGAACGACAAAAAUAUGUACCAAGCUAUGGAUAAUAUGAGAACCUCACUCGGCCUGGCAUCUGUGGACGAUGUGCUGAACCGCUUCAAAGAGAAAUUAGAAGCAGAAAUUCAUGGGCUACAGGAAAAACUAAAAAAAUACAUGGAUGCCACGAAUGAUGAGUGCGCAGCAGCUGGGGCGCGUAUAAAAGUGUUGCAGGAUCUCGCUUGCAUCUCGUGUGAUACAACAUGUGUGAUGCGCACCAUGGAGAAAUCGAAAGUGGCAAAGCUGCCAAAUGCACAUGCCACCAAUCUAUUGAGUCCUCUAAUAACCUAUGAAAUCGGGUCAAUACGCAAAUCGGGUAUAAUGGGCUAUUAUCGCAAAGAUGAGUUUCCACAUGCGCCGAAUGCUUGGCUUAACCAACAGAAGGUAGCGAUGAAAAUGUGUGUACCACGACAUGCAGGCGGUGCACACACCACCCACACAGCAAGGGAACAUUUCGAAAAAGUAAUGGUUAAUAAAAAAUAA
Molecule: messenger RNA, 1944 nt
Organism: Rhagoletis zephyria (snowberry fruit fly)
Lineage: Eukaryota; Metazoa; Arthropoda; Insecta; Diptera; Tephritidae
Gene: nis
Product: no individualized sperm
Source: RefSeq, a predicted model, not a curated record